AUGUACAGAACGUAUCAAAAAUCUAAUUUACAGAAAAAAAUUGAAAUCACUGAAGACUCCGUGGAACACUUCUAUAAUAGCAAUGAAAUCAGAUUUAACGUGAUAGCAAGAUUGAUUGCUCGUGAAGGAGGAGAAGAAACAGAUACUUUGAGGGAUGUUGUUUGUGAUGCUCUACAGGAGGCUAGCCCAAACACAGCUCCUGAUGCUGAAUCUCGUCGCAGUGAACGCAAUUAUAAAGAAGCAAUUAGUGCUAGCAAUACAACAAACGAAGGACAAUUUCCAAGACCGAUCCCAGUCUGCCAACGUUGGGUGAUCGAUCGCAAGUAUCAGAAGAUACCGCGAACUACAGUACUAUCAUGUGCACUCUGCGGCUGCGAACGUUAUGUGAUGGAUGGCGCUUAUUUGGCAUCAGCCGUGCAAACGCUAACGGGACAUUAUCCCACUCUUGGACUAUGGAAUGAUCCGUUUGACAUCAUGGACCAUAUCGUAGCAACACUACAAGAACAUCUUGAUCUUAUAAGUGACAGCGAUACUCUGGUUGCACACGAUGUUGCAUCGUUUUUCAAUGACUAUUUGGUGAAGUACGUUGAAAAUGAUGAGUGGAAGAUAAUGGAACCAGCUGAGGAAUGGAGAAGACGACGCAUUGUUUUCGAAUAG
Molecule: messenger RNA, 657 nt
Organism: Strongylus vulgaris
Lineage: Eukaryota; Metazoa; Nematoda; Chromadorea; Rhabditida; Strongylidae
Source: the annotation of a GenBank genome assembly